Messenger RNA from Dichomitus squalens LYAD-421 SS1, 516 nucleotides. Its product is annotated as PEBP-like protein. The coding region runs from base 1 to 516 and encodes 171 amino acids. The record is from RefSeq and is a predicted model, not a curated record. The transcript is spliced from 3 exons. NCBI's taxonomy places the organism in Eukaryota, Fungi, Basidiomycota, Agaricomycetes, Polyporales, Polyporaceae.
AUGUUUGCGAAGCUCUUCUCCCUUGCUACCCUCGCUACAGUGGUCGCGGCUCAGACGAGCAAUGUGACGAUCGCUCAAGUCGCGCAAGCCUUCUCGGCUGCGAGUAUCGUUCCGAUUGUGAUCCCCACGUUCAACCCUACGGGUCUUUUGGGUGUCGUAUUCUUUGACAAUACAACGAAUCUCAACGUGACAGUGACGCCUGGACAGAACCUGACGCGGGAGCAGAACGCGCUCCGCCCGACGGUUUCGUUCACGAGUAACGACACAAGCCUAGCAUCACAGACCUUCGUCUUGGCGAUGGUCGAUCCUGAUGCCCCCACGCCGCAAAAUCCGACUGAGGCUGAGAUUCGCCACCUCCUUGCGCCUAACAUUACUCUCAGCGGCUCCCUCGCUGAUGGUGCCCUCCUUGUGAACAACACUCCUGCCAUCUCAGACUUCCUGCGCCCCACCCCACCUGCGGGCUCGGAUCCCCACCGGUCCGUCCAUACACCCGAUAUUGUUCUCACGAGCGUCUGA